UGGGUAGGGCUCCCGCCCUGCGGCCGCCGCGAGUUCCAAUUAGCGCAAGGGAAGCGCCUCGGUUUACCCAGGGGCUGGGAGGGCGCGGGGAGCGGUACCCGGGCGGGCGAGGGCCGGGGGCGGAGACUGCGCGCCGCUGGCUCCCGAGCGCCGGUCAGCGAACCCUCAGAGCCGCCUUCCCGCGCCAGGAGCGGCACGGCUCGGCGGUACCCGCAGGGGUUCCACUGGGCUCGCAGCGUCGCUGCGCUCCGCCGUCGGGCCGGGCGCGCCCUGCGGAAGGCAGGGAGAAGAAGCGCUCCCCACGGGGGCCACGCACGGGCCUCCUGAGCGGCCGCGCGGUGCUGCCAUGGGUAGCCCCUGGAACUGCAGCGACGGCUCCGAGGGCGCGCGGGAGCCUCCUUGGGCCUCGCUGCCGCCGUGCGACGAGCGCCGCUGCUCCACCUUCCCCCUGAGGACGCUGGUGCCGGUGACCGUCGUGUGCCUGGGCCUGUUCGCCGUCGGGGUGAGCGGGAACGUGGUGACCGUGCUGCUGAUCGGGCGCUACCGGGACAUGCGGACCACCACCAACUUGUACCUGGGCAGCAUGGCCGUGUCCGACCUGCUCAUCCUUCUCGGGCUCCCCUUCGACCUGUACCGCCUCUGGCGCUCACGGCCCUGGGUGUUCGGGUCGCUGCUCUGCCGCCUGUCCCUGUACCUGGGCGAGGGCUGCACCUACGCCACUCUGCUGCACAUGACAGCCCUCAGCGUCGAGCGCUACCUGGCCAUCUGCCGUCCGCUGCGUGCCCGCGUCCUCAUCACCCGGCGCCGCGUCCGCGCGCUCAUCGGUGCUCUCUGGGCGGUGGCCCUGCUCUCCGCAGGACCCUUCUUUUUUCUGGUGGACGUCGAGCAGGACCCCAGCAUCUACCCGAUCGUGGGCCUUAACGGCACUGAGCAACACACCUUCUUGUCCAGCGUGCCGCCGCCCCUCUGGCCCUCGCGGGCGCCACUGUCGUCCCCGCCCUCCGGACCUGAGGCUGCAGCGGCCGCGGCGCUGUUCAGCCGCGAGUGCAGGCCAAGCCGCGCACGGUUGGGUACAUUGCGGGUCAUGCUGUGGGUUACCACUGCCUACUUCUUCCUGCCCUUCCUGUGCCUCAGUGUCCUCUACGGGCUCAUCGGGCGAGAGCUGUGGAAGAACCGAGAUCCGCUGCAAGGUCCUGCUGCCUUGGGGCGGGAGAGGAGCCACCGGCAGACAGUCCGCGUCCUGCUGGUGGUGGUUUUGGCAUUUGUAGUUUGCUGGUUGCCUUUCCACGUUGGCAGAAUCAUUUACAUAAACACCGAAGAUUCCCGGAUGAUGUAUUUUUCUCAGUACUUCAACAUUGUCGCCCUGCAACUAUUCUAUCUGAGUGCAUCCAUCAACCCAAUCCUCUACAACCUCAUUUCCAAGAAGUACAGAGCAGCCGCCCGUAAACUGCUGCUUGCAAAACGGUCCAAACCAAGAGGUUUCUGCAGAAGCAAGGACACUGGGGGGGGCCCUGGGGGAGACACUGGAGUCACAGUUGGCUACACAGAGACCAGUGCUAACACAAAGACAAUGGCCUAACCAGCACAGCUGAGCCAAU
Messenger RNA from Marmota flaviventris (yellow-bellied marmot), 1598 nucleotides. It is a transcript of the gene Mlnr, whose product is annotated as motilin receptor. Gene Ontology annotation, molecular function: G protein-coupled peptide receptor activity. Lineage: Eukaryota; Metazoa; Chordata; Mammalia; Rodentia; Sciuridae. Gene Ontology annotation, cellular component: plasma membrane. Gene Ontology annotation, biological process: G protein-coupled receptor signaling pathway. The record is from RefSeq and is a predicted model, not a curated record.